AUGCAGAUUAUUCGCACCUUUACCACAGUCCUUGCCCUUUCAGGUUUGGGUUAUGCGCAUCCUGCAGAUGCCGACUUUGGAGCUGUGGAUACGCGCGACCUCCUACCCCGCGACGUAGACCUACAGUCAGUCUACAAGCAACUCGAUUCCCAAGGAAAAUUACACUGGGAAGCGGUACCAGACGGCGGCGAAGUAGCCAAGGUAGAUGCUGCCGCCGCCGCAAAGGCAAGACGAGAGAUCGCCGAUGAGCGUGCGAAGCGUCGUCGAGACCUUACUGAGCGCGGCGUAAGUGAAGACGAGAUCAACGCUCUGGCCAAACGGGACGGCACCGACCAAGUAGAAGACUCCAGCGGUAAUCAGCUCAAAGCGAAGUGGUACUGCCACGGUGCUGGGGGUCUCGGGUUCACAGUUCUGCGUACUAUCGGCUCUAUAAUGAUCUGUAGAGGCUUGGAUGAGUAUUACACUUCUUCUGCAACGGGAAGGUGGUUUUGGCGAUCCCCACCUCAGCAAGAUAAUACCAACAACGUAAAACGGGACUUGGACACGAAAGAAGCGGAAACUCUGGAAGAGAGACAAGGCGGAAGAUACCUCAGAAUGGUUGCAGCAGUCAACAAAGUCACGGCUGUCUCUAUCAAGUCGGGCCUCUGCACUGGCCCACUAGGCUGGAUCGUGAAUGGGGUAGCCUGUCCGUCUGAUUCCAGUACUGAAGGUGCCACUGUUGGCGGAAAAGUCAGCAUCAGGGAUGCCAAAUCCAACUCGUGGUUUGAUGGGAACGAAAUAGCUGCCGUGGAAGUCUGGGCUGAAGAGACCGACCCACCAAAAUAAAUACAACGUAGAAAUCAAUCACUGGAUAGAAUCGCCUAGGCUUUUGAAGAAUGGUGGUCGAGUUACCUCCCUAGCUUAUGUUUUAUAAGGAGUUCUUGUAUUUGGAUGGGUUGAUAGUAUCACUUUGGUUGCCAC
Truncatella angustata is the source of this 960-nucleotide messenger RNA. RefSeq lists its product as uncharacterized. The record is from RefSeq and is a predicted model, not a curated record. The transcript has 3 exons. NCBI's taxonomy places the organism in Eukaryota, Fungi, Ascomycota, Sordariomycetes, Amphisphaeriales, Sporocadaceae. Bases 1 to 825 code for a protein of 274 amino acids.